AUGUCUCGCGCCGAGAGUCCCGUCACUCAGUUGACAAACGAAGAACUUGACCAGGUCCAAAAAUACGUCAUCGCGAGCUUUGCAGCCAUUGUCUGGUACAAUUCGAUAGAGCUCAUAGCACUUUGUCUAACGACCUUCAAGCGUUACCGGGGCUGGUAUUUCUGGAGUUUGUUCAUCGCGUCCUCUAGCCUCAUUCCGCAUGGCCUAGGCUUCAUCUUUUUCAUCUAUCCACUUGGCGUCAGCCCUUAUGCUUCGGUCACAUUGAUUAUUGUAAGCUGGUACUGUAUGGUCACCGGACACUCGCUUAUCCUCUGGUCGCGUCUCCAUCUGGUUGUACAGGCACGCAGGCUUCUCCGGUUCCUUCUGGUUAUGAUUCUAGUCGAUGCCGUUGUAUUUCAUGUUCCUACCACUGUGCUCUUGUACGGGGCACUCGAGCCUAACCGCCGGCGGUUUGCGAAUGGAUACAGAGUAAUGGAACACAUUCAGCUCAUUGGCUUCGCCGUGCAGGAAUGCGUCAUCUCCUCCAUAUACAUCUGGGAAACAUCGAAAUUGCUACGGCUGCGCCCAGACCGACUUCACUAUACCAUUCUCACGCAACUUCUGGGCAUCAAUAUCAUCAUCCUAAUCCUCGACGUGGCCGUGGUAGGGAUUGAGUAUGCAAAUCUCUACGCUCUGCAGGUGAUGUUCAAGCCGGUUGCAUACAGCAUCAAGUUCAAAUUGGAGUAUGCCAUCCUAGGGAAGUUGAUCCAAAUCGCGAGGGUAUCAUUAUCGAGCGACGAGCCGCUAUCCUCCAAUUCACAAGGAGCCGAUCUCUCUUCCUCUACUCAGGUCAGCUCCCAUGGGAAUGCCCCCCCUGCUCAUGAUAUUCCCGUGCUUCGCUCGUGCUCAUUCUGUGCCUUGUGUACGGGCUUUCGGAAAUAUCAGCGCCAGCGGUCGCGUGUUUGA
Molecule: messenger RNA, 945 nt
Organism: Aspergillus bombycis
Lineage: Eukaryota; Fungi; Ascomycota; Eurotiomycetes; Eurotiales; Aspergillaceae
Exons: 1
Coding region: 1-945 (314 amino acids)
Source: RefSeq, a predicted model, not a curated record